GAGACUUAAGGAAAUAUGAGUUAUUUCCCCUAUAUCCUUAUUUCGUUCUUAUCUCCUCUUUCGUAUUAAUCUUCAUCUCCUACGUUUCGUUAUUCAUAUUCCAUCUUCCACAAACACAAAAUUCUACAUGAUAUCAGAGCAUUAAGGUCCAAGACCUCUCUGUUAUAAAUUUGUUUUUCUUCCGCUGCAUAAACCGAGCAAAUUCCCUCUUAUCUUUGGUUGAUAGAAAGAGGAGCCUGUUCGUGUAUUCAAUUCUAUUUCUACCUUCUUUGGCCAUUCUUUCAAGCCAAAGGGAGUCAUAUUUUUCAAGUUUUUCGUUGGCCUCUCAUUCAAGCCACGAUUAACCAUUUUUCUAAGUUCAUUUCGGUUCUUAUAUCCAAAACCGAGUGAACCGUUCUUGUUUUGUCACCUCCACAUAAUUUUCAUUCUUUUGAACAUUUUCAAUCCACUAAACUUAUAUGUGGAAUUCUUGGGAUGUGAAUUAUGGUCCUUUAGAAGAUGAGGAAGGAAAUCAUUGCACAUAUUGUGUAGAUGAACAUGGUAAUGUCGAAGAAUAUUGGUCUUCCAAACAAUCCAUUGAAGCAUGGCAUAAACUAUCCAUAGAGGAGAUAGCAGCUACAUGUGUGGAUGAAGACCCCUUUUUCGAGCAAGAAGAUGAGAAGGAAUGUGUUGUGGACGACAACGUCUUUGAUCAUCUCCCAUCGGAUAUCAAGGAGGCUUUAAUCUCAACGAUCAAACACUGCAACAUACGGUUAACUCCUUCUCUCCUUGAAUCCCUCUGUAAUUCUAAUGAGUUUGUUCAAAUGAUGGAAAAAAGGCAGGAAGAGAGCACAAUAGAGCUGAUCGUAAAGGAGAAGACGACCGAAAACAAAGUGGAAAGAGGACACAAGCAAGAAACCUCAUUGGCGAGCCACAAAGAGGACACAACGUCCCAAAAACUUCAACCAGAGGAUACAAAUCAAAUAUCGGUGGCAUUGGAAGCGGAUGACACAAAAGAAGGGAACAAGGAAAACACAGAUUUGGUUGAAUUAGAAGACCUCAAUGAGAAGGCAAAGACCCUUGAUGAGGCACCAAAAACAUCCGAGAUGCAGUUGUUUCUAUCCCCUCAAAGAAAUCCAAGCACCACAAUCAUAUGGUUAAUCACUAGAGUUUGUGAUCUUUUCUCAUGUCCUAUGAAACUUGAUACAUUUUUUCAAGAUAACAUUUGUGGGUCUUUAAGUAUUACUCAACAGUCCUUAAAUGAGGAAUUGUUCAAGCUUUUCAAGCACACGAGCGAGGGGAAACAUGAUGGUACUCUCAUAUGCUUUCUAAGCAAAAGAAAUGCAAGAAAUGGAGAAACAUCAAAGGAAGAAACCAAAAACAGAAAUCUGAAGUUUAAAUGGAGUAUGAAUUGCCUAUGAGUUUCAACAACUCUAAGCUUGGUAAAUUUUCAUCUCAUUACUUUGUAUUUGAUCCUGGUGCAUCUUAUAAUAAGCAUAUGUGUUUUGAUGGAAAACAAAACAUCAUCAUUACUAACAUGUUUGAUUAUGCAAUUGAUACAUGUAAAAGGAAAGAUAUCAUGUUUAAUGCAUCUAAUGUGCAUUUCAAUCAUAUGUUCUUCGAAGAUAACCAUCAACUAAAGUUGUAUGCAUGCAUAUUAUCAAAUCUGAAGUUUAAACUUAUUAGGACACUUUUUCUAUUGUUAUUUGAUGAUAAUCACAUUUUUACAUCAUUAAAUCCGAUUUCUCUUAUUAAGCGGGGUGAUAUGGCCUCCCUUGUGGUUUCUAACGAUUUUAAUGAGUUAUUACAGAAAAUCAAACGGAAUGGACAAAAUGGAAGAUUGAAACCGAUGGAAUCGCAAAGGAAUGAGCCUGGACGCUUGAAGACUGAGCAAUACAUUCUCUUGGCAAUAUUAACCUUUCGAAAAUUCUCCAUGUUAAUCUCGAGGGGAAAUGUUGAAGAGCAAAAGAGUAACAAGCAUGACACGAGAAGACUUGAGGAGCAAGGAAGCAUGGAAACAACAAAGGAAGAAUUGAUGUUGCUGCAGGUGGAAAACCAUGUCAUUGGAGGAAUUAAUAUGCUCAACAUAUACCAAUGACGAAAUUCAUGCUUUGGUGGUGCAUUAUUCCUCCUCUCCAAGUUGAACCAAGUAUCAACCAUGCACCAAGAUAUUGAAUGCUUUCUCCAUCUCCAAAUCUGCCAACAACCUCAUUAAAUGUUUCUGCACAUGCACAACUUCAACAGCUAGUUCAUUAAUGAUUGUUUCUCUUUCAUUUCUCUAUAAAUAGCAUCCUCUUGUGCUAGAAUAGAUAAUAAUCAAGAAUAAGAAAUAGAGACUUAAGGAAAUCUGAGUUAUUUCCCAUCUA
Molecule: messenger RNA, 2345 nt
Organism: Tarenaya hassleriana
Lineage: Eukaryota; Viridiplantae; Streptophyta; Magnoliopsida; Brassicales; Cleomaceae
Exons: 2
Coding region: 459-1400 (313 amino acids)
Source: RefSeq, a predicted model, not a curated record